CUCAACAUUACCUUGUCUGGGGCUGAGCAGAGACAGCGCUGCUGGUGGUCUGCCGCCAGAGCGCGAAAGAGAGAGAGAGACAGAGAGUGAGCGAAGGGGAGAGAGAGAUGCGCUCCUGUGUGGCACAUUGGUUCAGGCUACUUUUCUGACGACGAAACAGUCAACCUGUGGAUAGCAGCGGGUGGAGUGAGGAUAUUAAAGUCGCGAGCUCUACUGUCACUGCUGCGUACACCCCACCCUCCUUCAUCUCCAGCUCAAGCCGCUGAAAUCUAGGAUGCACGGGCUGCCAGCAGCUCCCGUUUAAUUCAUGAAAGGAGAGGGACCGACGCCAAGUCUGGGGGCGCGCGCCGAGCCCGCUUUAUGAAUGGCCCGAACAUGGAGAAAAUUCCGUUUGAAAGAGUCCAGACCCGGAAGGAGGGUCACUGUCCGGCCGCCACCGGUACAACCAUCGCUGCCGUCGCGUGCGAGGACGAGUUCGACAGCAAAGAGCUCGAGACGCUCUUCCAAAACUACAACCUGAAGCUGGAGCAGACGGCGACGCUCAAAGCCCUCGCGGUGCUCAUCGUGGCCGCCUCGUCGCUCGCGCUGAUGGAGCUUCUGUCCGGUCCCCGGCUCACGGUGUCCAAGGGCUCUCACCCGGUGCACAGCGUAGUGUUCGUCUCUCUCUUUAUAGUCACCAACGUCAAGUACCUGCAAGUGACGCAGCUGCAGCAGAUCGCCAAGCUCGCGCUGCUUUUCAGCUUCACCUUCGCGCUCCUCUGCUGCCCGUUCCCCCUCGCGCUUGGCGCCGCCGGCGUGGGGGCUCCCCCCGCACCGGAGCAAGGCGUGUGGCAGCUCAUGCUAGUCACUCUCGUGGCAUACGUGCUGCUCCCGGUGCGGACGCUGCUCGCGGUGCUGUUUGGUAUGAUGGUGGCCGUUUCCCACUUCAUCGUCACGGCGACAUCAGUCACGGCCAGAAAACACAAGCUCUGGAGACCGCUGGUGGCCAACGCUGUACUGUUCACCAGUGUCAACCUGUCUGGAGUCUUUGUCAGGGUGCUGACUGAGCGUGCUCAAAGGAAGGUCUUUCUGCAGGCUAGGAGCUGCAUAGAGGAAAGGCUACGACUAGAGGAUGAGAACGAGAAGCAGGAGCGCCUCCUGAUGAGCCUGUUGCCCAGGAACGUUGCCAUGGAGAUGAAGGAGGACUUCCUGAAGCCGCCCGAGAGGAUCUUUCAUAAGAUCUACAUCCAGCGUCAUGACAACGUCAGUAUCUUGUUUGCAGACAUCGUGGGGUUUACCAGUCUGGCGUCUCAGUGUACUGCCCAGGAACUGGUCAAACUGCUCAACGAACUAUUCGGGAAGUUUGACGAGCUGGCCACAGAGAACCACUGUAGGCGUAUAAAGAUUCUGGGGGACUGUUACUACUGUGUGUCAGGUCUGACCCAACCCAAGGCAGACCAUGCACACUGUUGUGUAGAGAUGGGCCUGGACAUGAUCGACACUAUCACGUCUGUGGUGGAGGCUACAGAGGUGGAUCUGAACAUGCGUGUGGGUCUGCACACGGGUCGGGUACUCUGUGGGGUUCUGGGACUCCGGAAGUGGCAGUAUGAUGUCUGGUCCAAUGAUGUCACUCUGGCCAAUGUGAUGGAGGCAGGAGGGCUGCCUGGUAAGGUCCACAUAACCAGGACUACUCUAGAGUGUUUGAAUGGAGACUAUGAGGUGGAGCCUGGCUUUGGCCAUGAUAGACACGCCUUCCUACAGAAACACAACAUUGAGACCUUCUUCAUAGUACCCUCCCACAGGCGAAAGAUCUUCCCAGGGUUGAUCCUGUCGGAUAUCAAGCCAGCCAAGAAGAUGAAGUUUAAGACAGUGUGCUACCUGCUUGUUCAGCUCAUGCACUGUAGGAAGAUGUUCAAGGCGGAGAUCCCCUUCUCUAACGUCAUGACCUGCGACGACGAUGACAAGAGGCGUGCGUUGCGGACGGCAUCGGAGAAGGUGCGUAGCCGGACGUCGUUCUCAGGCUCUGUGCAGCACCCGCCUGGUACACGGGUUAACCGCUACAUUGGCCGGCUAAUCGAGGCUCGUCAGACAGACUCACAGACCACCGACCUCAACUUCAUCACACUCACCUACAGGAACACAGACAGGGAGCGCAGGUAUAACCAGGAGUAUGAUGGUAAUUUCAUCAGUGCAGUGAUUGUCUCUCUGGCCCUCGCUGUUCUCUUUGGCCUUAUCUAUCUUUUGAUGAUACCACAGGGACUGUUGGUGCUGCUGUUGCUGGUGAUGUGUUUGUGCUUCCAUGUGGUCUGUGUGAUGUAUCUUUACAUCACAAGUGUUCAGUGUUUUCCAGGGUGUCUCACCAUUCAGAUCCGAACAGCGCUCUGUGUGUUUCUAGUCCUGUUGACCUACUCUGUCACCCAAGCCUGUGUGGUGAGCUGUUUACCCUGGGUCUGGAUUAUGGGAGGUAACUCCAGUAGCAGCUCCGUGGAGACUGUUUCCAUGGACACGCCGAGUGAGCCAGGGCCAAUAAACAGUACGGUAGCAGAGGGGGUGUGUCCGAACGUUUCUUACGCUCUCCUCUCCUGCGUGGCCGGAACUCUCACCGUCAUCCCUUACCUCCGAGUCUCCUCGUUACCUAAGAUACUCAUGCUCUUCCUUCUCUCGGUCCUUUACACCGUUGCCAUGGAGACCAGCGGGUACCGCAUCGCCGUGGGGGGAGGUUUGCUCCACCCUCGGCGGUAUGAUUCAGUGCUGGGUCUCCUGUUGUUUUCUGUAGCUCUGGCUCUACACUGUAGACAACUGGACCUCAAACUACGCCUAGACUACCUGUGGGCCACUCAGGCAGAGGAGGAGAGAGGCGACAUGGAGAAGGUGAAGCUGGACAACAAGAGGAUCCUGUUCAAUCUCCUACCUGCACAUGUUGCGCAGCACUUCCUCAUGUCCAACCCCCGCAACAUGGACCUGUACUACCAGUCGUAUAGUCAGGUAGGAGUGCUGUUUGCCUCCAUCGCUAAUUUCAAUGACUUCUACAUUGAGCUGGACGGCAACAACAUGGGAGUGGAGUGUCUCAGGCUGCUCAACGAGAUCAUCGCAGACUUUGACGAGCUGAUGGAUAAAGAGUGCUAUAAGGACAUUGAGAAGAUCAAAACUAUCGGCAGCACAUACAUGGCUGCAGUAGGCCUGGUACCUACCACUGGCUCCAAGGCUAAGAAGUCCACCUCCUCACACUUAUGCACAGUGGCAGAUUUUGCUGUUGAGAUGUAUGAUGUACUGGAUGCCAUCAACUACCAGUCGUACAACGACUUUGUCUUGAGAGUGGGUAUUAACGUGGGUCCAGUAGUAGCAGGAGUGAUCGGAGCACGGAGGCCUCAGUAUGAUAUCUGGGGGAACACAGUGAACGUGGCCAGCAGGAUGGACACCACUGGACUACCGGGAAAGAUACAGGUGACAGAAGAUGUGCAGCGCAUCAUCAAGGGUCAAUAUGACUUUGUGUGCCGUGGCAAGGUCAGCGUCAAGGGCAAAGGACAGAUGCUUACGUACUUCCUGGAGGGGCGGAUCCCCGGCAGGGGGUCACAGCAUCAGCCCAGGAACCUGGAUCGCUGCCGGACAAGUCUGUUCAACCGUUCAGCCAUUAGCAACAUCUGCACCAAACUGAGCCCUGCCCCCACCAUGACCACCUAUUCCACGAUGCGAAACCCCACCCCCGGCAUAGCCACUGCAGCAACCACCUCCACAAACAGCACCAUCCUCUACCUGCCCUCUGUGGCUGUUCCCACGGCGAUGGAGGUGUGAGUGAGUGGCUGAUUUGAAGACUGUCUCCAUAGUGACCAAGGAAUCUUCCUUGACAGAUAGAGAGUGGAGAUCAAGAGAGAGAUAGAGUAGAGCUGUUAGAAAGUCACUGAAAGUGAAAGUGAAAUAGGGAUGAGAGAGAGAGGAAGAAGGAGUGGGUUCCACUUCACUGGACUGUCACUAGAGAAUGUGGUUCCACUUUACUGGACUGUCACUAGAGAAUGUGGUUCCACUUUACUGGACUGUCACUAGAGAAUGUGGUUCCACUUUACUGGACUGUCACUAGAGAAUGUGGUUCCACUUUACUGGACUGUCACUAGAGAAUGUGGUUCCACUUUACUGGACUGUCACUAGAGAAUGUGGUUCCACUUUACUGGACUGUCACUAGAGAAUGUGGUUCCACUUUACUGGACUGUCACUAGAGAAUGUGGUUCCACUUUACUGGACUGUCACUAGAGAAUGUGGUUCCACUUUACUGGACUGUCACUAGAGAAUGUGGUUCCACUUUACUGGACUGUCACUAGAGAAUGUGGUUCCACUUUACUGGACUGUCACUAGAGAAUGUGGUUCCACUUUACUGGACUGUCACUAGAGAAUGUGGUUCCACUUUACUGGACUGUCACUAGAGAAUGUGGUUCCACUUUACUGGACUGUCACUAGAGAAUGUGGUUCCACUUUACUGGACUGUCACUAGAGAAUGUGGUUCCACUUUACUGGACUGUCACUAGAGAAUGUGGUUCCACUUUACUGGACUGUCACUAGAGAAUGUGGUUCCACUUUACUGGACUGUCACUAGAGAAUGUGGUUCCACUUUACUGGACUGUCACUAGAGAAUGUGGUUCCACUUUACUGGACUGUCACUAGAGAAUGUGGUUCCACGGUGCAGACGAACAGAGAAAUAGUCCUGGACCCAGUCUUUUCUCUCUCUGUGAGGAGAUGGAACUUAAGGAUUUUGGUCACUGGCCAGCCGGGCUAGUAGAACACAAUUUCAACUAGCCAAAGGUCCGAAAUCUGUACCAUGCAAACUUCGCUCGCAUGACAUUGCCUUCAUCUUACUUUACCUAAAGAUUCCUUCACGUUAUGUAACCAUUCCCUGGUCUUACCUUACCUAACCUUUCCUUCACCUUAUCUUAUCUUACCUUACCUAACCAUUCCUUCACCUUAUCUAACCUAACCAUUUCUUUACCUUACCUUACCUUAACCUAACCUAACCUAACCAUUCCUUUACCUUACUUUACCUAAUCAUUCCUUCACCUUACCUAACCUAAACAUUCCUUCACCUUACCUUACCUUACCUAACCAUUCCUUUACCUUACCUUACCUUACCUAACAAUUAUUUUCCCUUACCUAACCUAACCAUUCCUUCAUCUUACCUUACCUUUCCUAACCAUUCCUUCACUUUACCUUACCUAACCAUUCCUUUACCUUACCUUACCUUACAAUUAUUUUCCCUUACCUAACCUAACCAUUCCUUCAUCUUACCUUACCUUUCCUAACCAUUCCUUCACUUUACCUUACCUAACCAUUCCUUUACCUUACCUUACCUUACCAAACAAUUCCUUUACCUUACCUAACCUAACCAUUCCUUCAUCUUACCUUACCUAACCUAACCAUUCCUUCAUCUUACCUUACCUUACCUAACCAUUCCUUCAUCUUACCUUACCUAACCAUUUCUUCAUCUUACCUUACCUUACCUAACCAUUCCUUUACCUUACCUUUCCUAACUGUUCCUUCACCUUACCUUAUCUUACCUAACCAUUCCUUUACCCUACCCUACCUUACCUUACCUUACCUAACCAUUCCUUCACCUCGCCUUAGGUUGACCCUUUUAUCCCUCUGAUUAGGGUUGCAAAAUUCCAGUAACUUUCCCAACAUUCACAGGUUAUUCAGAAAUCCAGGUUGGAAGAUACUUGGAAUUAGGAAUGGAUCAACUGUAAAUACAGGAAUCCUACAACCAGGAUUUCUGUAAACCUGGGAUUUUUGGGAAAGUUACCAGAAUUUUGCAACCCUACUUAUGCAUCUUAUAUCAGAGCUGUUGCCUUACCGACGGUCCAUUCUACAGGCUGAGUUUAGUGAACGUGUUAUAAUUGUAUCGCCUUUCAGAUCAAUGUAGAUUUCCUCCCUUUUCUAUAUAAAUGUAAUUCUGCCAAGAAUGUCUGUCACAGACUGGACCAUAUUACAUUUUCUGGACCAUAUUCCUCCAAUACAAACUGCCAAACCACAUUGUCUAUUGCAAAGUGUUGUAGUCUUUAUUACAGCUUUUUAAAUGUACAAAGCUUUGAAUUUAAGAAUGACAGCUAUUAUCUUAGAGAUGGGGCCUUGUAUCAGUUCAGGGUUGGUCACCAGUAUUGUUGGAUGCAUGAUGACACCUUCCGCUGCAUUGGAGUCCAGUUUUCUGUGUGUUUAUAUUAAAGUGGAUAAAUGAUGCUUCUAACUUCCAGAAUCUUCCUUCCGUCAUUCCAGUAAAUGUGUAGCAAUAAAACAGCGUGUGUUCUUCUGAAACGGAAUGCCCCCUGCCCUGUCCUGCUUGCAGUAGCAGUGUUGCCAACUGUUUUUCAGUGAGAAUCACUAUUGGCUCCUUGAUUUGUUGCUAGAAGUCCUUAGAUUACGUUUUGCCGUGAGGUCAGCUGGCGCAGUAGCUCAGCUCUGAUUGAAUAAUGCUGUUAGAGCAUCCUGGUUGGAUAGCUGUUUAUUGUAAGAGCAUCCCGAUUGGAUAGAUGUUUAUUGUAAGCGCAUCCCGAUUGGAUAGAUGUGUAUUCAUUGUAAGAGCAUCCUGAUUGGAUAGCUGUUUAUUGUAAGAGCAUCCUGAUUGGAUAGCUGUUUAUUGUAAGAGCAUCCCGAUUGGAUAGCUGUUUAAUGUAAGAGCAUCCCGAUUAGAUCGUGAUGUUAACUGCAAGAGCAUCCUAAUUGGAUAGUGCUGUUAUCUGCAAGAGCAUCCUAAUUGGAUAGUGCUGUUAUCUGCAAGAGCAUCCUGAUUGGAUAGUGCUGUUAUCUGCAAGAGCAUCCUGAUUGGAUAGUGCUGUUAACUUGUAAGAGCAUGCGUUGCCGUGACAAAAAAAAGUAUGUAUUUCUGUGAAAAAAAAAGAAAAGCAUGUUACAGAGAGUUAUUUUUUUGUGUUGAGUGUGGUGAGAUUACAAUUCUUUGGUGGUUUAAAAAUUGCGUUUUUGCCUGCUUGUUUAUUGAGUGAUAUUUUCAAUGACAAAAAGACCAUGUUCAUGGUGUUUAACUUCUAUUUUUAUCAACACUUUAUUGAGACCUGUGGUUUUGAAGCAGGAAGGGGAGUACAAUUCUCUCACUGAAGAGCAACCAUCCUUCUUAUUCUCUCCCCUUUUCAUGCAGAGUCCAAUUAUUUCUAUCAUGGCACUGUAUGUCUCUUACAGGCCACCGUAGCCAGUUACUCUGAAGGCCUCUCCUCUCGGGCCUGCUAUGCAUCUCACCUGUAUGAGGUAAAGACACAACGAAACAAACAGACCAACAGACCAACAUACACAACAGUCCUCUUGCAUGUGAAAACUAAGCCAAGGAAAGCAGUGCUCUUGAAUAUUUGCUGCUUUUCAACCUGUGACUUUUUUGGGGGCGUUGUGGUGUGGUCGUACGAUCUUCAAUUUGAUGUUUGCGGCAGUUAAACAAAUGUUUGAAAUCGACUCCAGUUUGUGAGUCAUGUUGGACCUAACUGAGACAUUACAGGAUGGUAGGAGGCCGGGAGUUGGGGAGGGGGGGGG
Salvelinus fontinalis (brook trout) is the source of this 7491-nucleotide messenger RNA. RefSeq names its product adenylate cyclase 1a (gene adcy1a). Lineage: Eukaryota; Metazoa; Chordata; Actinopteri; Salmoniformes; Salmonidae. Gene Ontology annotation, cellular component: plasma membrane. The record is from RefSeq and is a predicted model, not a curated record. Gene Ontology annotation, molecular function: adenylate cyclase activity. The transcript is spliced from 20 exons. The coding region runs from base 361 to 3771 and encodes 1136 amino acids. Gene Ontology annotation, biological process: cAMP biosynthetic process; adenylate cyclase-activating G protein-coupled receptor signaling pathway; intracellular signal transduction.